Linderina pennispora is the source of this 2190-nucleotide messenger RNA. RefSeq lists its product as uncharacterized. NCBI's taxonomy places the organism in Eukaryota, Fungi, Kickxellomycota, Kickxellomycetes, Kickxellales, Kickxellaceae. The coding region runs from base 1 to 2190 and encodes 729 amino acids. The transcript is spliced from 7 exons. The record is from RefSeq and is a predicted model, not a curated record.
AUGCCAUUGAACAACCCAGUGCCGCCAAAUAUCCUGCAGUACGUAAACACGUUCAUGUCGCCGUUCAGUGACGUGUCGGUGCCGCCCAAGCCCAACAUUCUGACAGAGGACCGUCCGGAAAACAGGAUCUUGGACAAUCUCGGUGGCCUUGCUAUACAGAAGCCACAUGUUGCGCCGUCGAAGAUUAUGCCAGACAUUGAUAUCUUGCAGUCAAAGCAGCCUGCGCGCACGGGAGGUGACAACCAACUGACUUUGGACGACCUUCAAUUCCUCGACAGCCUGUUGUCUGACAGCUCCUCCAUAGCUCUGUUUAAUACGGUUGGAUCACCACAGUGUAUUAACCAGCCGCCAAUGACGGGCAGCGCACCACCAGCAUCUACUGUUUGCCUGGCCGACCGGCCGCAGCGGGCUAUGGGGCCGCCCUGCGAUAACAUUGGAAUCGACGAUGCCCAGUUCAUUCCGAAGAUCAUCGAGAAGGCUAGUUCGCGUCAACCCUGCUCGCCGUUUGUCGAUAUCCUGCCGAUGCAGAGUGCAGCAUCCAAGGACUCGUUCGAUUACGACAACUACCCGGCGAUGCUUGACGAGUGUGCGAAGGACCUUGGAUCGAUCAUUUCCGCUAGAGAUCUGUACAAGCUCCUGGCCGACAUCUUUGUAGCACCGCGUAGCGUGUACCUCGUGGAGUACAUGGAGGUGAUGUGGUAUCUUCUCACCCACAAUGCGCUUCCACCGCUGUGCAUUCACACGCUCAUCAGUGGGAACCUGCGCUGCGCAGUGAUAUCUGAGGAGCAUGUCUUGAAUUUGCCGCCAGAACUUGAGGAGGUUUGCUAUGCGCGUGCAAUCAAGGAAAUCGACCAACUCAGGGGCAGCUCAUCGCCGAUUUUUGCGAUCGCGACCAUCUUCCUCGCGAUAUAUGACUUCCAAUCGGGACGCUAUCCAGAGAUGAUCGAACACAUUGAGCUGGCACACGCUGUCAUGUUCCGCUGCAAGAUCAAGGGAUACGGCUACCCAUGGCGCAACGUACCUGAUGGUGUCGCGCAGUCGCCGGUAUACAAUUUCUGCGUCACAACGUUCUGGCACACGUACUCGCUUCGGAAUCUCUUUAGCAUGCUGCUGACGUCGAAAAACCGUAUCGACUACGGCAGCCUUCCGGUUUACUCGUUGAACGACUGCUUCCUUGAGGGUUCGAACAUGGAGGUGGGCAUCGAUAUGGCGGAUCUGCUGCCCGAGGACUUCCGCUCAACUAACCCAAUGGCGCCUGCCUCGCUCGUUUUCCGCGCCGACACUGACAAAGACUUCAUGGCCUCUCGCCCGCCCAACUCGCCAACAGCACACUUGGAGGUCUGCAUACUUCCGUACCUGCAGUCGCUGACAACACACUACCACGACCAUCUGCACCACUAUUCGCUGUUAGCAAGCGGCAAGAUUAGCCUCAAGCAGUAUCACUCCAAGUACACGCUUCCCCACUCUGUCCAGCUGACUCAAGAAAAGGUCAUUGAGUACCUGCAGAUGAUCAAGUCCCGGAUCGACAGCCUUUCAGCAUACGCUGAUAUGUACGACCUGCCCAAUACCAGCUCGCUCGACCAGCUGGAACUAGCGCGCAUGAACGAGUGCUUCCUCUCAGCGCGCACACAGGCGCUCGAUUCCACCAACGUGCUUGCAAAUCUGCUUCAGAUCGCCUAUGUCUGCAAGUUCAACCUGUACUGCCUUGGCCCGACGGCCAUCUUCGCCAUCGAGGAGCUGAUGAUUCGAAAUAUCUUUGAGAUUCUGCGCACGCUGCGCUACUGGUCGCCGGCGCUCAAUCUGUUUGUCGCUGGUGUUCAAGCCCUGAGCGACCAAGACUGCUGUAUCAAUAUUCCGCGCAACAAGGAGCAAUUCUACGACGACCUCGGAUACCCCGAUAUCAGCGCGACGUACGAGGAGAGCCGCAAGAGCGACCAGCCAUCGCCGGCCAAGCGCCGGAGAUCUGACUCGCUGGCAGCUACCAAGGCCGCUGAUGAGACUGCCGAUGGCGAUGAGACGGUUAGCUAUGGUAGCGUGGCAGAGAAGAUCCCCGAGUUCCCAAACCCGUACCCAUCGAACCACAUCAUCUCUAUCAUUAUCAAGGAGCUGAACAUUAGCCUGGCCGAGUUCUUGGCUCCGGCAUACCCGGUCCUGCUGCUUAAGCUGUUGAACACUCCCAAGUCUGAGUAA